Sorex araneus (European shrew) is the source of this 2130-nucleotide messenger RNA. RefSeq names its product ADAM metallopeptidase domain 32 (gene ADAM32). Gene Ontology annotation, biological process: proteolysis; binding of sperm to zona pellucida; cell adhesion. The transcript has 18 exons. NCBI's taxonomy places the organism in Eukaryota, Metazoa, Chordata, Mammalia, Eulipotyphla, Soricidae. Gene Ontology annotation, molecular function: metalloendopeptidase activity. The record is from RefSeq and is a predicted model, not a curated record. Bases 1 to 2130 code for a protein of 709 amino acids. Gene Ontology annotation, cellular component: plasma membrane.
AUGGGGUGCAGGCUUCAGACGGUUGGGAUACGUGCUGCUAACGGACCACCUUCAACCGCAGGACAACUUGGCCCCUUUGUGCGCGCGCGGCGGCUCCCUGGGUUUGCGAAGCCGGUGGCUGGUUCUCAAAAUUCAUCUCUACAAAUUGUAAUUCCAAAAGAAAUCCAUACAAAAUUAAGUGAUAAUUCAAAAGUAGAAACUAAACAAUUAUCUUACAUCAUUCGAAUAGAUGAGCAACCAUAUACUGUGCACCUUAAGAAAAGAUUUCUUUUAUCAGACAACUUUAUGGUUUACGUGUAUAAUGAAGGAUCCCUGAAUUCUCAUUAUUUAAAUUUGCAAGGACAAUGCUACUACCAAGGAUAUGUUGAGGGAUACCCAAAUUCUGUAGUCUCACUCAGCACGUGCUCUGGACUGAGAGGAAUGCUGCAAUUCGAAAAUGUUUCAUAUGGAAUCGAACCUCUAGACUCUGAUACUGAUUUCAAGCAUGUACUUUAUAAAUUUAAGAAUGAAAACAAAAGAUACGCGAAUGUCAAAUCUUACCAAUACAUAGAGGAAAAUGAAAUGGAGUAUCAUCACAUUUUAAGGGAAAACUUAAAACCACCUGUUGCAGACACCAGUCCUCUCUAUCUGGAAACACAUAUUGUGGUGGACAAACCUUUGAUUGAUUACUUGGGCUCUGAUACCACAGUUGUAACAAAUAAAAUCAUCGAAGUUAUUGGUUUUGUAAAUUCAAUGUUUGCCCAACUUAAAGUUACAGUUGUGAUAGCAUCAUUAGAGUUGUGGUCAGAUUAUAACAAGAUUUCUACCGUUGGUGAGGCAGAUGAAUUAUUGCAAAGAUUUUUAAAAUGGAAAAAUACUUUUCUUACCUUAAGACCUCAUGAUAUUGCACUUCUUUUGGUCUAUAGUGAUCAUCCAGAGUAUGUGGGAACGACGUUUCCUGGAAAGGCAUGCUUUGAUCAUUAUUCUGCAGUAAUUGCUUUGUAUCCCAAGCAGGUAACCUUGGAGGAAUUUUCCGUUAUUGUCACUCAGAUGUUGGGGAUUAGUCUUGGAAUAUCAUAUGAUGAUAUAAGAGAGUGUCAAUGUUCAGGACUCUUUUGUAUAAUGAAUCCAGAAGCCAUGAGAUUCAGUGGUGUGAAGACUUUUAGCAGUUGCAGUUUGAGUGACUUCGAAAAUUUCAUUUUAAACUCGGGUGCCAAAUGCCUACAGAAUAAACCGCAACUGAAAGCUACUGGACCAUCCUGUGGUAAUGGAAUUGUGGAGUCUGGAGAACAGUGUGACUGUGGUAGUGAAGAUGAAUGUGGAGCUGAAAGCUGUUGUGAUUAUUCAACCUGUAAACUUAAAAGUUGGGCAGAUUGUGACAGAGGAUUAUGCUGCACAAGUAACUGUAAAUUUAGACCAGCAGGACAUGUUUGUAGAGACAAGCGGCACGCAGAAUGUGAUAUUAUUGAAACAUGCAAUGGAACAUCAGGAGAAUGUGCUCGUGAUAUAACAGUCAUUGAUGGACAUUUGUGCAAAAGUGGCCAAUUUAUGUGUUUCAAUGGAAACUGCCAAGAUCUUGAUGACUAUUGUGUGGCUCUAUUUGGACAAGGGUCACGAAAUGCUCCAUUUAAUUGCUAUGAAGAAAUAAAUUCUCAACAUGAUAGGUUUGGAAACUGUGGUUUUGAAAAUGGAAAAUAUAUAUUCUGUCCUUGGAGAGAUCUUAUAUGUGGAAGAUUAAUUUGUACCUACCCCUCUACAGUUCCUUUCCAUCGAGACAAUGCUUCUGUGAUUUAUGCCUAUAUAAAAGGCACUUUAUGUGUAACUAUAGACUACAGAGUGCCUGUCACUGAUCCGGAUCCUAUGAGAGUUGAGAGUGGUGCUAAUUGUGACACUGAUAGGGUUUGUUACAAUGGAAAAUGUUUAGAAAAAAGAUGGCUUGUGAAUAGAGCACGUACUUGUACAGCUCGUUGCAAUAACCAUGGAGUAAAUUUAUUCACAGAGAAAACACUUAAGAAGGCUGGAAAAGAACGGUGGCUUCUGGCUUCCUACAUCGCUUUGCCUGGUCUCAUCGUAACAAUCUUAAUAGCUGUCUCAUGGGAUCGCUGGAAAAAAUGUUUCGUUAAGGAAGAGGAAUACACAAGUACCGAGUAA